Molecule: messenger RNA, 2304 nt
Organism: Drosophila innubila
Lineage: Eukaryota; Metazoa; Arthropoda; Insecta; Diptera; Drosophilidae
Product: peroxisomal carnitine O-octanoyltransferase
Exons: 6
Coding region: 159-2015 (618 amino acids)
Cellular component (GO): peroxisome
Molecular function (GO): carnitine O-octanoyltransferase activity
Source: RefSeq, a predicted model, not a curated record
AAAGUAAUCUGUCUAGCAGCUGGACUUCACGCCUACCGAACUUUGCUGUGUCCCGGCGUCUAUCGAUGAGUGUUUAGUUGCUUGACGGCAUUUGCACACUGCGGUUGGCGAAAAACAAACGAGGCGCAACUUCAAUUGGAUACAAAGAAUCGACCAAAAUGGAUCGCACAAGCCUUUUUGUUGCGGACAAGGAAGAUGGAGACACCUUCUCCUUUGACCAGGCUCUGCCAUCGCUUCCGUUGCCGAAACUUCGAGACACCAUGGAGCGAUAUUACACCAGCUUGCUGCCCUUUGGCACUCCAGAGGAGCUGGCCAAAACCCGCACGGUUAUCGAGGAGUUCGAAAAGGGAGUCGGGGGUCAAUUGCAGGCGAUGCUUGAGAAGCGUGCAGGAAACAUGAAGAAUUGGCUGGGUAGUUGGUGGGAGGAUUAUGGUUACCAUUUGCUACGGAUGCCUCUCUUGCCAUAUCAAAUCAUGGCCAUGCCUUGCCAGCUGAAUUUGGUGGGCAUUCCACAAUCGUCCGAUUAUAUGCUCAAGAGUCUUGCCCGCCAAAUUUAUCAUUCGCUUGAGUUCUGGGAUCUGACCCGUAAGGGCACGAUGAAGCCACUUUCAUCCAACGGCGGCAAGAUUAAAUACUCCUCGGAGCUAUGCAAGUUCUUUUAUUCCACGUCACGUGUGCCGGGCCUGGAACAGGAUCAUAUUGAGAAGCAUUUCCUCACCAAAUCGGAGGGAACUACACCUACGCACAUGUUGAUUGGGGCCAAAGGUCGCCAGUUUGCCAUAAAUUGUGUACAUGAGGAUGACACCAUUCUUACGGCAGCAGAGAUUUUGGUUACCCUGCAGCGUCUACGCAGCAUCCUCGACUAUGAGCCGGAAGGAGACGGCGUCUCAGCUCUGACUCAUGAUGAUCGAACCACUUGGGCUCAGAAUCGCAACCGCUUGAUGGAGAUUUCUGAAGCCAACAAGGAGACACUGCGGCUGGUGGAGAGCUCUUGCAUUGUCAUUUGCUGGGAUGAGCAUACACCUGCAGACAGUGAGGAGUCCUCACAGCUCUCCAUUUAUGGCGACUAUCAUUCCCGUUGGGCUGAUCGCAGCAGUUGCAUUGUUGCCUUCAAGAAUGGCCAUUAUGUGUACACUGGGGAGCACAGCUGCUAUGAUGGAACUCUCAGUGCCAGCUUUGCCACAUUUAUGCAAUUCAGUUUCUUUGAAGUUCCCGAGCCGGAUUGGAGCGAGGCCGAGCAGUCCCAGGUAAAGGAGAUUAAGGAACUCAAGUUCCAGCUGGAUGAUACUGUCAAAUCUGAGAUUAAACGUGUUCUCAAAGAGGUCGAUGAGCGGGGAAUUGAUGUUACUGUCACCUUUACGGUCUUCGAAGACUACGGAAAGGAGUUUAUGAAGGACAUGAAGUUGCAUCCCGAUUCUUUUGUGCAGGUGCUUCUGCAAUGGACCUACUACCAGAUGCACCAGGAGAUCGCACCUACCUAUGAGACAGCUCUGAUGCGCCAUUUCUACAACGGACGUACAGAGACUCUGCGCUCCUGCACCAGUGCAGUAUUUGAGUUUCUCAAGGCCUCGUCCAGUGAAGCCACCACUGACGCCCAGUUGAUAAAGGCUUUUCGUGCCGCUGUAAAUGAGCACAGACACUUAAUGGACGAGGCUCGCAAGGGUCACGGAAUUGAUAGACAUCUGUUUGGACUGUGGUGCGCUGCCUACGAGAAUAAGAUGGACAUUCCCGCCCUCUACGAUGAUCCCUUGUAUGCCAAAAGUGGGGGAGGUGGCAAUUUUGUAUUAUCCACCAGCACACUGGGCUUUACAGCCAAUGUGGGUUUUGUGGCUCCCAUGACUUUUGAUGGUUAUGGUGUAUUCUACGCAAUUACAUCGGAUGCUAUCUACAUCAAUACGACUGCAUAUCGUGACAGCAUCAAAACCAGUGCUCGAAAGUAUAAUAUCAUCUUCAAGGAGUCGUUCCGUCGCAUACGUAGUCUCCUGGAGCAGCUGAAGACUGAAUCAAAUUUAUAAAUCAUUCAAUUCCAUUUGACAAUAUUGUUCAGUACCCUACACUCUAGUCACCAUGAAAACAGAUCGCAAUUCGUAUGCAUUCCAAAUGGAACCCUUAUCAUAAACAUAUGCUGAUUGCGAGCUGCCUCUUUCAACUUAAUUGCUCUUCGAGUGUACCUCAAUUUAGAAUAGUUUCAACCGAAUCUAUUUCUGGUUCUGACUGGACGAUAAUGCAUUUUCUUACUUAUCUAUAAGUUUUAAAGUUUUUUGUGUAUCUUGUUCGAUUAAAAGAUCAAAUGUAAAUGCUAAA